Menidia menidia (Atlantic silverside) is the source of this 2244-nucleotide messenger RNA. NCBI's taxonomy places the organism in Eukaryota, Metazoa, Chordata, Actinopteri, Atheriniformes, Atherinopsidae. The record is from the annotation of a GenBank genome assembly.
GUCUACUCUGAUUGGUCCAGACAUGCAGUGCCGUUGUCCAAUAGCAGGUAGACAUCUGUUCGCUGGAGCGACUCUAAAAUAUUCCCCUCGCUUCCUUCUUCUCCACCUUUUCGCUUCCUCGACUCGGCGACGGAACUGUGGGCUGCAGAGAGCGGAGCUGAAAUCGGCAGAAAAGAUGCAGAUCUUGGGUCUAGUCGGGGUCAUUCUUGCGUUGUACUGUGUACAUGCAAAGGUUUACUUUCGGGAGGAAUUCGUGGACGGUGAUGGAUGGAAAAGUCGCUGGAUAAGCUCCAAACACAAAUCUGACUAUGGAGAGUGGAAACUGACGGCUGGCAACUUCUAUGGAGAUGCUGAGAAAGACAAAGGUCUGCAGACAAGCCAAGAUGCUCGCUUCUACGCUUCCUCUGCCCGUUUUGAGCCUUUCAGCAACGAGGGGAAGCCUCUGGUCAUUCAGUUUACAGUGAAGCACGAGCAGAAGAUUGACUGUGGUGGCGGCUACGUGAAGGUCUUCCCUGCUGACUUGGACCAGGCUGACAUGCAUGGAGAUUCUACCUACUACAUCAUGUUUGGCCCCGACAUCUGUGGCUACAGCACCAAGAAAGUCCACGUCAUCUUUAAUUACAAGGGCAAGAACCACCUGAUCAAGAAAGAGGUCAAGUGCAAGGAUGAUGAGCUCACCCACCUCUACACACUGAUCCUGAACCCAGAUCAGACCUAUGAGGUAAAGAUUGACAAUGAGAAGGUAGAAUCUGGCACCCUGGAGGAGGAUUGGGACUUCCUGCCUCCCAAGAAAAUUAAGGACCCCGAAGCCAAGAAGCCAGAGGACUGGGAUGAUCGUCCCAAGAUCGACGACGCUGAUGACACAAAACCAGAGGACUGGGACAAGCCCGAAAACAUUCCAGAUCCUGAUGCUAAGAAGCCUGAAGACUGGGAUGAGGAUAUGGAUGGAGAGUGGGAACCACCUAUGAUCCCCAACCCUGAGUACAAAGGCGAAUGGAAACCUAAACAGAUCGAUAACCCCGACUACAAAGGACCCUGGGUGCAUCCUGAAAUCGACAAUCCUGAGUACAGCGCUGAUUCAAACAUCUACAAGUUUGACAACAUCGGUGUUCUAGGUCUCGAUCUCUGGCAGGUGAAAUCUGGUACAAUCUUUGACAACUUCGUGAUCACUGACGAUGUGAAAGAAGCAGAAGACAUUGGGAAGGAGACUUGGGGCGUGACAAAGGAGCCAGAAAAGAAAAUGAAACAGGAGCAGGAUGACUUAAAACGAAAGGAGGAAGAGGAGAAGAACAAAGAACAAGGUACCGAGGGGGAUGACGAGGAUGGUGAUGAGGACGGCGAAGAGGUGGAUGACGACGACGGUCUUGACGAAGACAAUGAAGACAUAGAGGAAGCACUUUCUGAGAGUGAUGAUGAGGAAGCAAAAGCUAAAGAUGAGCUUUGAUUUGGUUGUUUUUCCCACCCCUUCCACAGAAACUGUCCUGUAAUUUCCAGGGGUAUUCUGGCUGCUGUGCAUCCUUUCCCUGAGAUUUGGACAUUCAUGGGGUCUCUUGAAAACAGGGGCACGGGGUUGUUAAUGAACUUUGUGUCUUUUUCUCUUGUCAUGUUCCCCUUGAACUGCUGGAUUGAUUCUGUGGUGUUUUCUUUUUUUUUUUUUUUUUUUUUUUUUUUUUUUCCACCAGGAAAACCCAUUCCUCAUCUUUAAGUUAGCACUGUCAUCCACUGUUCUCUUUAUCUUUACGUGUCCCUCCUCUUGCAGAUGUUUUGGUGGGUUGUUGUCCAGUGUAUUUUAAAAUUCACGAACAACUGUGUGAAGCAAUCAUUCUAAUUUUAACUUAAUAGUUAAAAGAAAAAAUACCUAAGGGAUUGUAACUUAUUUUGUUUGUUUCUGUGGCACUGACUUUCCUUUCCACACUCUUGAAGGCUAAAUUAAAUUAAAUGUUGAAACAUGACUGAAUCCUACUUCAAUUGAAAAUGAGUUGUUAUUUGCAAUUGAAACAGAAGGAAUUCAACAUGUGUUCAUGUUAAUGUGAUGGGAUCUGCAAUAUACCCAAAAGUCUGGAGCAACAGAUUGUGAGCCCCCCCGGUGUGACCCAUGCAAGGGUCCCGCUUAUUUUUACUGGACAGAAUGUUAUUGAUACCAAAGUUUUUAUUAAAAGAUUACUCUACCUUAUGGUCUGGUUUUAUUUUGCACAGCCUAAGUGGACACUUAGUAUAAAGGCAAAUCGCCUGAAGCUGCACAAG